Messenger RNA from Hippocampus zosterae (dwarf seahorse), 2887 nucleotides. It is a transcript of the gene pip4p1a, whose product is annotated as phosphatidylinositol-4,5-bisphosphate 4-phosphatase 1a. NCBI's taxonomy places the organism in Eukaryota, Metazoa, Chordata, Actinopteri, Syngnathiformes, Syngnathidae. The record is from RefSeq and is a predicted model, not a curated record. The coding region runs from base 135 to 947 and encodes 270 amino acids. Gene Ontology annotation, biological process: phosphatidylinositol dephosphorylation. Gene Ontology annotation, cellular component: phagocytic vesicle membrane; lysosomal membrane; plasma membrane. Gene Ontology annotation, molecular function: phosphatidylinositol-4,5-bisphosphate 4-phosphatase activity. The transcript has 7 exons.
GCAGCAACGGCCACGUGGUCACGUGACGCUCGCAUUUCUGACACAACAUUACAAUACACGCUCGCGUAAGCAAGCGCUCCUGGCCUUUUCCUCCCUCCCUCCGCUCCAGGCUCGCGCUCGCUCUCGCUUUCGGCAUGGCGGAUGGCGAGAGGUCCCCGCUCCUGUCCGAUCUGGGUGAUGGUGCACCGGGCAGCGGCAACGGCGGCCUGUCGCCCGGCGCGGCGCCCUACGGUGUGGGCGGCAAGCCGCAAAGUUUCCCACCCUUCCCCAGCCCCACGCAGCCGUCGGUGCUCCUGGGUGAGGACCCGCCUCCGUACUCGCCCCUCACAUCGCCUGAGAGCGGCAGCGCGCCCGUCAUCAGCUGCCGGGUGUGCCAGAGUCUCAUCUCAGUGGAGGGAAAAAUCCAUCAGCACGUGGUCAAGUGCGGCGUGUGUAAUGAGGCCACGCCCAUCAAGAACGCGCCGGCCGGAAAGAAGUACGUACGCUGUCCAUGCAACUGUCUGCUCAUCUGCAAAGUCACCUCCCAGCGGAUUGCGUGUCCCAGGCCCUACUGUAAGCGAAUAAUCAACCUGGGUCCGGUCCAUCCCGGUCCAGCCAGUCCCGACCCGCAGCCCGCCGGGGCCCGUGUCUCCUGCGGACAUUGCAGCAACACCUUCCUGUGGACAGAGUUCACAGACCGCACGUUGGCCAGAUGCCCGCAUUGCAGGAAAGUCUCCUCUAUUGGUCAGCGGUAUCCCAGGAGGCGGAGCUUGUGGUGCUUUCUGCUCUGCUUGCUGUUCUGUGUCUCUACUGCUGGUCUGAUUGCUGGCACGUGGCUGAAGGCUGAAACUUACCCUGGCAUCUAUGCCUCAUGGGCCGUUCUCCUCCUUCUGGUGUUGGGGACCCUGGCGCGGGCCUUCUACUGGGCCUGCAUGCGGGUCAGCCAGCCUCUCCAGAGUUUCACAUAGAUCUCACCCCCAGCCCCCCUCAAAGCCCAACCCCUCACUUUCUUUCCAACCCUUUCCCAAAAUGGCCAGGCCAGUGGAUGAAUGGCUUAAAAACAAGAUAAGAAAUAUUUAUUUCACUGUCAUGUGGCUACUUGCUGUACUCAUUUCCUUCCAUCUUGCCCUUCUCAGCUUCGUUAUUUCCGCGCCUUGAAUGAAGCAUUUAGUAUUUUCUAAACCAGCGACAUUGAUGCCGCCGCCGCCUUUGUGAAUCAAAAGGAUGAAGGAGGCAUUUGAAAUGUUUCAACGCAUGCGAAAAUUCCCCACUCCCCAAAUCCCUGAGGAGCGACUUUGAUCCUCAGAAAGCGACACAAAUGGAAGGAAUUUUGAGCAUAAACAAAACAUUUGACCAACAACAAAUUCUGGAUCGCGACGGCCAAAAGCUUUUUGAAGCUAGCUAGCAAUUUUUACAGGAAAAAGUGGUUCUCGCUAGUCCCAACAGCUUUAUUUACUAUUACUAGAAUAAUGCAAAUAAAAUAAAACGACAAUGUCGCUUUUAACUCGUUUACUGUAUGUUUUCACGAACAGGACCUAAAACGGGGCUAGCUUCCGCUUUGAUGCGAUUUAUUUCGUGUGGUUGUAAAGGGUCUAUACCCAUGGUAACUACAAUCAAAAAAGAUGAGUCACUGCCAAGACUCAUCUGGCAGUAUAUUGCAAAAAUGUCACUGCGGCUUGAUGUUUAGCGAUGUUAGCUUAUCCUUUGAAAUCUAUUAUUUCGAGAAGUUGUGAUGGUAACCACUAGUACAAGAGACUUCUCGGUUCUUUUAAGCUUUUUAUGAAAAGAUCUCUCGUGGGUUUGAUUGACUCUUCACUGUUUUGUGAUUUUUUUUCUUUGUUUUUAUUUUUGUAAAGUAGUUAAGGAUGCAUCAUGGCAAACACGAUCAAAUUGAGAGACGAGUCAUUGCUUUCAUGAAAAAAAAAUCGGCGGACGUUAAAUCAAAAUUUUCCCAUCACAAUGUCGUUGUGUGUUCAUCACAGUAACCUUAAGCUUUCUUUAAAACUAUGGAAAGGAAAUUGCAUGAGAGAGGCUAGCUGCCACGUUGACAGAGCUUAUUUAGUAUGUAGGGAAGGAUUUAUCGCCAUGGAAAUCACAAUCAAAUGGCAAGAUGAAUCCGUUCCAUUCCCAUUUUAUAGAAAGAUUGCUGGGACAAAAAAUAACUAUCAAAUUUUACCAUAAUCUUUAUGUCGCCAUGUGCUUAACUCGUCUCUGUCGAGUUCGGCAAAAUGAGGGUAGCUUUCGCCGGCAAUCGACUUAAGUUGUAUUACCAUGGUAAUUAUGAUCAACAUGAGACGAGCCGCUCGGACGUUAAAUCGUACAAAUUUCACCAUAAUCCCAACAUUUAAUUAUGAUUGUUUAAAUUUGGCAAUGCUAACCUCCAUUAUCAUAAAUUCUCAAACCCUUUGAUGAAGAAUUUUUUUUCUUUUUUAAAUGUAAAUAUUUGUUGAUGCUUUUGUGACAGAAAGUGAAUAAGCCAAUCACUUGGAGCAGAGGGAUGUGGACAAGGAACACUAAAAUUGUGAUCAUUUUUACUUCUGUUACAUAUGUAAUGAUUUAUUUAUUUUUGGGAGGAGGAGCUACUAACCUGAUCAGCCUGAAAACACACACACAAACAAAUACAUGCUCACAAACACACACCAAGCACCUUACACUGCAACGAUUAUUUAUUUUUACACUGUCAAAUUUUGCGCUGAAUUCUCGAUGACUUAUGAUAGAGAGAAAAAGCCUUAAUGUUUUAUUGUUUUUUUCAAUCAUGUAUUUUUUUUAAUCUGUUCUCAAAUCAGUGCAGUAAUUUGGAUUGUGUUUUAAUAAACCAGUUAAUUGUUUUGUGGCCUGUUUGGGGACCAGUUUGUGAUUCACGGACCACGUGAACCGACAGGCCGCCAAAUAAAUGUGUCAAAUGCUA